UGUCACUGAUCCAUUCCUGGUUGAUCUAGUUCCUCUGAAGAAUAUUUCUUAAAAUUCUAAACCAAAAAUAAGGCGACAUGAAAAACGCAAAUACAACUGUUAUAAUUACAGGACCACCAGGAGUAGGUAAAACCACACUGGUCCAUAAAAUCUGCUUGGCUCUGCGAGAUAAAGGACGCAUUCUUCAAGGAUUCUAUACAGAGGAAGUGCGCGGUGAGGGAAUCAGCCAAAGAAUCGGGUUCGAUGUGGUCACUUUGUCCGGAAAGCGGGGAAUCCUAUCUCGUGAGAAUCCGGGAGACCAGCUGCGGCGCCCCAAAGUGGGAAAGUAUUCGGUGUUUGUGCGGGACUUUGAAAGUCUCGCUCUGCCACUACUUGGCAUCGAGGAUUCCCAACCAGAACCGGAUCUGCUGGUCGUCGAUGAAGUGGGCAAAAUGGAGCUGCUUAGCAAGCGGUUUGAGUUGGCCAUGGCUGAUCUUCUAAAGGAAAAGCGAACCCUACUGGUCACCAUACCCGAGAGAUCAACAGUGGAUUUGGUGGAGCAGCUGAGAAAGUCAGCAGGAUCGAACAUCUACCAGGUGACCAGAUCGAAUAGGAACAUUUUAGCUGGAGAAAUUAUAGAACAUAUCACAAAAUCACUUCUUUAACAAAAAUAAA
Molecule: messenger RNA, 654 nt
Organism: Drosophila yakuba
Lineage: Eukaryota; Metazoa; Arthropoda; Insecta; Diptera; Drosophilidae
Product: cancer-related nucleoside-triphosphatase
Exons: 2
Coding region: 78-644 (188 amino acids)
Molecular function (GO): ATP hydrolysis activity
Source: RefSeq, a predicted model, not a curated record